GGAGCCAAGAUGGCGGCGGCGGCCGGGCCGGGGGGACCGGGCAGGCCUCAGGCCUGAGGCGGCCGCAUCGCGGGGCAGGGGCCGGGGCGGCGGCAGCGGCGGGGCCGGGGGCGGCGCAGGUCGGAGGAAAGCACCGGGGGUGGGGUGGGGGUGUUGGUUUAGGCUGUGUUUGUGACCCCCCCUUUUCCCUGCGGCUUAAGGGAGAAGGGGGGGCGGCCCGCGGCCUGGUGAGGGGGCGGCCGGGGGCCUCCAUGGCCCCCUGAGGGAACCCGCCCGGCCUCCAUAAAGGGACGAUGGAAGACGAGUGGGGGCCCGGCCCGGGGGGGUCCCCGCCUUGGGGUACCCCUUCCCCGCGACCGGACGGGGAGGAAGAAACCAAACGAGGCCGCGGUGGGGAUUGGGGGGGUUCGGAAAGCAGCGGAGACGCCCCGAAAGCGGCCGGGGAGGAGAAGGCAGCGGCCACCCCUCGGCCUCCUCCGGUUAAAAGCGGGGGGAAAUGCGGAGGAGCCGGGAGAGGGCCCGGGGGGCGCUGCCCGGCUGAGGAGCGGAGCCCCCGGAAGGCCCCGGAGGAACGCGGGGCCCGCAGCGGGGAUCGGCCGGGACCGGAGGACAAGGCCCGGAGGCCCUUUAGUAGUAGUGGGGGGGGUGGGGGUGGCCCCCGAAGCGGAGGGGACCCCCCCAGGGGGGAAUGGGGCUCUUCGUGGCUCUCGGCUGAGCCGGACCCCCCCGAGGACUUCCUGCCCCCCCCCGAGUGCCCGGUGUUCGAGCCCAGCUGGGCCGAGUUCAGCGAUCCCUUGGGUUACAUCGCCAAGAUCCGCCCCAUCGCCGAGAAGAGCGGCAUCUGCAAGAUCCGACCCCCGGCCGACUGGCAGCCCCCCUUUGCCGUGGAAGUCGACAACUUCAGGUUCACCCCCCGCAUCCAGCGCCUCAAUGAACUGGAGGCCCAGACCCGGGUGAAGCUCAACUACUUGGACCAGAUCGCCAAGUUCUGGGAGAUCCAAGGCUCUUCCCUUAAGAUUCCCAAUGUGGAGCGGCGCAUCCUGGACCUCUACAGCCUCAGCAAGGUGGUGAUGGAGGAAGGGGGGUACGAGGCCAUCUGCAAGGACCGGCGUUGGGCCCGCGUUGCUCAGCGCCUCUCCUACCCCUCGGGGAAGAACAUUGGGUCCCUGCUGCGGGCCCACUACGAGCGCAUCAUUUACCCCUAUGAGAUGUACCAGUCUGGAGCCAACCUGGUGUGCAACACGAGGCCCUUUGAGAGCGAGGAGAAGGACCGGGAGUACAAACCCCACAGCAUCCCCCUGCGCCAGUCGGUCCAGCCCUCCAAGUUCAACAGCUACGGCCGGCGGGCCAAGCGGCUGCAGCAGGAGCCGGAGCCCACGGAAGAGGACAUCGAGAAGAACCCGGAGCUGAAGAAGCUGCAGAUCUAUGGGGCCGGCCCCAAGAUGUUGGGUUUGGGGCUGGUGGCCAAAGACAAGACCCUGCGGAAGAAAGACAAGGACGGCCCCGAGUGCCCCCCCACAGUGGUGGUCAAGGAGGAGCCGGUGCCCCCCGACCCCAAGGCCGAAGCGGGGUCCCCCCCCCCUAGGUCCUACCUGGAGGGGAAGGAGGAGCUGCGGCACAGCCCCGAGCCCUGCACCAAGAUGACGAUGCGCCUGCGCCGCAGCCAUAGCAACAGCCAGUUUGUGGACUCCUAUAUCUGCCGGAUCUGCUCCCGGGGGGAUGAGGAUGACAAGCUGCUCCUAUGCGAUGGCUGCGAUGACAACUACCACAUCUUCUGCCUCCUGCCCCCCCUGCCCGAGAUCCCCAAGGGGAUCUGGCGCUGCCCCAAAUGCGUCAUGGCGGAGUGCAAACGACCCCCGGAGGCCUUCGGCUUCGAGCAGGCCACCCGGGAAUACACCCUGCAGAGCUUCGGGGAGAUGGCCGAUUCCUUCAAAGCCGAUUACUUCAACAUGCCCGUCCACAUGGUCCCCACGGAGCUGGUGGAGAAGGAAUUCUGGCGCCUGGUGAACAGCAUCGAGGAGGAUGUGACGGUGGAAUACGGCGCCGACAUCCACUCCAAAGAGUUCGGCAGCGGGUUCCCCAUCAGCGACGGCAAACGGAAGCUCUCCCCCGAGGAGGAGGAAUACGCUGGGAGCGGAUGGAACCUGAACGUGAUGCCGGUGCUGAAGCAGUCGGUGCUGUGCCACAUCAACGCCGAUAUCUCCGGGAUGAAGGUGCCCUGGCUCUAUGUGGGUAUGGUUUUCUCGGCCUUCUGCUGGCACAUUGAGGACCACUGGAGCUACUCCAUCAACUACCUCCAUUGGGGGGAGCCCAAGACGUGGUACGGGGUCCCCUCGUUCGCCGCCGAGCACCUCGAGGAGGUGAUGAAGAAGCUGACGCCGGAGCUGUUCGAGAGCCAACCGGACCUCUUGCACCAGCUCGUCACCCUCAUGAACCCCAACACCCUCAUGGCCCAUGGGGUGCCGGUGGUCCGCACCAACCAAUGCGCCGGCGAGUUCGUCAUCACCUUCCCUCGCGCCUACCACAGCGGCUUCAACCAGGGCUACAACUUCGCCGAGGCCGUCAACUUCUGCACCGCCGACUGGCUCCCUGCUGGCAGGCAAUGCAUCGAGCACUACCGCCGCCUGCGCCGUUACUGCGUCUUCUCCCAUGAGGAGCUCAUCUGUAAGAUGGCUGCGUGCCCCGAAAAGCUGGACCUCAACCUCGCCGCUGCCGUGCACAAGGAGAUGUUCGUCCUGGUGCAGGAGGAGAGGAAGCUGCGGAAAGCACUGCUGGAAAAGGGUAUCACGGAGGCGGAGAGGGAAGCGUUCGAGCUGCUGCCUGAUGAUGAGAGGCAGUGUGAUAAGUGCAAGACAACGUGUUUCCUCUCGGCCCUGGCCUGCUAUGACUGCCCCCAGUGUCUGGUCUGCCUCUACCACAUGGAUGAUCUCUGCAAGUGCCCCCGUAGCAAGCAGUACCUCAGGUACCGGUACACGCUGGACGAGCUCCCGGCCAUGCUGCACAAGCUCAAGGUCCGGGCCGAGUCCUUCGACACCUGGGCCAACAAAGUGCGAAUGGCGCUGGAGGUGGAGGACGGGCGCAAGAGGACGCUGGAGGAGCUGCGGGCGCUGGAGUCGGAGGCGCGGGAGCGGAAGUUCCCUGAGAACGAGCUCCUGCACCGGCUCAAGGGGUGCCUGGGCCAGGCCGAGCGCUGCGUGGCCGAGGCGCUGGGGCUCAUCAGCUCCCAGGAGACCGGGGUCCCUGCUCCCUCGCUCACCGUGGAGGAGCUGCGCACGUUCCUGGAGCAGAUGAACCACCUGCCCUGCGUCAUGCACCAGAUCGGGGAGGUCCAGGCCCUCCUGGACCGUGUGGAGCAGUUCCAAGCCGAGGCCCGCUCCGCCCUGGACCAUUCCCCCCCUGCAUCCCCGGGGGCCCUGCGGGCGCUCCUGGAGCGCGGUGCCCGCCUCGGCGUCGAGGUCCCCGAGGGCCGGCGGCUCCAGCGGCAACUGGCCCAGGGCGCUUGGCUCGAGGAGGUGACGGCCACGCUGCGGGGACCCCGCGCCCGGGUCCCCCUCCCCGUUAUGAGGGGCCUCAUCCAGGCCGGCCGCACCGUGGCUCCCAGCCCCGCUGUGGAUGUGGCCAUGGCCGAGCUGCAGGAGCUGCUCACCAUAGCCCAGCGCUGGGAGGAGAAGGCUCAGAUGUGCCUGGAGGCCAGGCAGAAGCACCCCCCGGCCACAUUGGCCGCCAUCAUCAAGGAGGCUGAGAACAUCCCAGCGCUGCUGCCCAACAUCCAGGCCCUGAAGGAGGCCCUGGCCAAGGCCCGUGCCUGGAUCGCGGACGUGGAGGAGAUCCAGAACGGGGACCAUUACCCCUGCCUGGAUGACCUGGAGGGGCUGGUGGCCGUGGGCCGGGACUUGCCCGUGCGCCUGGAGGAGCUGCGGCAGCUCGAGGUGCAGGUGGGCUCCGCACAUUCCUGGCGGGAUAAAGCCUCCCGGACCUUCCUCAAGAGGAAUUCCUGCUACACCCUCCUGGAGGUGCUGUGCCCCUGCGCCGACGCCGGCUCCGACAGCAGCAAGAGGCUCAAGUGGAGGCAGGAGCCAGGGCUCUACAAGCUCGAUGCUGAGAGCUUGGGGCUCUCGGCCCAGGACCUGCGGGAUCCCGGGGCUGUGAUCCUGGCCUUCAAGGAGGGCGAGCAGAAGGAGAAGGAGGGGAUGCUCCGCCUGCGCCUCGCCAACUCCCAGAAGGCCACGCCCCCUUCCCCAGGCCCUGGCGCCCCCUCCUGCGUCUGCGGGCAGCCCCCGGGCCCGGCCAUGCUCCAGUGCCAGCUCUGCCGGGACUGGUUCCACGGCUCCUGCGUGCCUUGGCCUCGCCUGGGCUCCCAGCAGCCGUCUCCUGCCUGGUGGGAAUGGGAAGCCAAGUUCCUGUGCCCGCUGUGCCAGCGCUCGCGCCGCCCGCGCCUCGAGACCAUCCUGGCCCUGCUGGUGGCCCUGCAGAAGCUGCCCGUGCGCCUGCCCGAGGGAGAGGCCCUGCAGUGCCUCACCGAGAGAGCCAUCACUUGGCAGGACCGGGCCCGUCAGCUCCUGGCAUCACCGGAGGUGGCCGGGCCCUUGGAGCGCUUGGAGGGGCUGCGGCAGCGGCUCCGUGGGGAUGGAGCUGGAGGAGGCGAUGGGGCCUUGAGGGAGGCGAGGAAUGAGCAGAAUAAGGUGUCAGUGGAGAACGGCGAUGGGCUCAGCCCGGAGAAGAACGGAGCCUGGUCCUCAG
Molecule: messenger RNA, 4740 nt
Organism: Neopsephotus bourkii (Bourke's parrot)
Lineage: Eukaryota; Metazoa; Chordata; Aves; Psittaciformes; Psittacidae
Gene: KDM5C
Product: lysine demethylase 5C
Exons: 25
Biological process (GO): chromatin remodeling
Cellular component (GO): nucleus
Molecular function (GO): DNA binding; histone demethylase activity
Source: RefSeq, a predicted model, not a curated record